Messenger RNA from Cyprinus carpio (common carp), 4444 nucleotides. RefSeq names its product alpha-(1,6)-fucosyltransferase-like. Gene Ontology annotation, molecular function: protein binding; glycoprotein 6-alpha-L-fucosyltransferase activity. The transcript has 11 exons. The coding region runs from base 601 to 2343 and encodes 580 amino acids. Gene Ontology annotation, cellular component: Golgi cisterna membrane. Lineage: Eukaryota; Metazoa; Chordata; Actinopteri; Cypriniformes; Cyprinidae. The record is from RefSeq and is a predicted model, not a curated record. Gene Ontology annotation, biological process: protein N-linked glycosylation.
CAGUGACAGUGAGCGGGUCCCGUGAAUGAUGAUGGUCGGUGCGGCGCUGACAUGCGCAGUGCGCGGAUGCUGUUCGCUGGAUGUGUGUGUCCCUCCGCUGAUUUCAUCUCACACACGCGCUCCUCUCCUCCAUCCUUCAGGAUCUUCCUCCGGAGCGGCGGCGGGGCUUUACGUGUUAUCAACACCUCAACAAAAAACUGAUUGAUUCUCCCCGUGAAGUCGGCAGUAACCAUCCAGAAAUCUCCUUCAGCUGAAAGUAGAACGCCCGGAUCUGAUAGAGCUUAAUAUAACCGGAGGCCAAACACGAGAGCCGUAAUGCAUUCAGAGAACCCAGCUUUUGGACUCCAAAGCCAAUGAGACACCAGUGAAACUUACAAAGCCAGAAACACCACAAUCAUCGAGUGUUGAUACAGAAUGGCAGAUCUGCCUUCUUGACGAGUCAUGAUGCAUAACUAUGCACGGUCUAUUGAUGUACCUACAUAGACACAACCGCUUCUUUUCACCUUCCACAUUUGGACGCCCCACUUGAAGAGCUCUACUUUAACCGGCAGACCCAACAUGCCUGGUGUCCAUCGGUUGUGACUGGAGUUUGGCGGCAGCAUGCGUCCAUGGGCGGGCUCCUGGCGCUGGAUAGCGCUGGUCCUGCUGGCCUGGGGGACAUUGCUCUUUUAUAUCGGGGGACAUCUGGUGAGAGAAAACGAAGAUACACCACGCUCCAGCCGUGAGCUGGCGAAGAUCCUCACCAAGCUGGAGCGACUGAAACAGCAGAAUGAAGACCUGCGGCGCAUGGCUCAGUCACUACGGAUUCCGGAAGGACAGUCGGAUGGGCCAAUAUCAUCAGGAAGACUGCGGUCUCUUGAGGAACAGCUAAGCCGAGCCAAACAGAAGAUCCACAGCUUUCAGAGAUUAUCUGGAGAUGUUGGUCCGGGUCGAGAACAGGAGGAACUGCGGAGGAAGGUGGAGAACGGAGUGAAAGAGCUGUGGUAUUUUAUUCGCAGCGAGAUACAGAAGCUGAGUCACGUGGAGCCGUCAGACAGACAGAAACACACGGAGACGCUGCUGCAGGACCUCGGUCAUCAACAGAGAACCAUCAUGACGGACCUGCAGGAUCUCAGUCAGGCGGACGGAGCAGGAGACUGGAGAGAGAAGGAGGCCAGAGAUCUUUCCAGCCUGGUGCAGAACCGGAUCUCCUUCCUGCAGAACCCGCAGGACUGCAGUAAAGCUCGUAAGCUGGUGUGUAACAUCAAUAAGGGCUGUGGAUACGGCUGUCAGCUCCAUCACGUGGUUUACUGCUUCAUGAUCGCUUACGGCACGCAGAGAGUCCUGAUCCUCGAGUCCCACAACUGGCGUUACGCACCUAAAGGCUGGGAGACGGUCUUCCGGCCCGUCAGCGACACCUGCACGGAUCGAUCCGGAGCCACGACCGGACACUGGUCAGGUGAGGCUCACGACCGGGACGUUCAGGUGGUGGAGCUGCCCAUCGUGGACAGUCUUCACCCCAGACCUCCGUACCUCCCGCUCUCUAUCCCAGAAGACCUCGCUCCCCGACUGCAGCGUCUCCACGGCGACCCGUCCGUCUGGUGGGUGUCUCAGUUCGUCAAGUACCUGGUCCGUCCUCAGGCCUGGCUGGAGAAGGAGAUCCAGGAGACCUGUGUCAAACUGGGCUUUAAACACCCCAUCAUUGGUGUCCACGUCAGACGGACAGAUAAAGUUGGGACGGAGGCCGCGUUUCACCCCAUAGAGGAGUACAUGGUCCAUGUGGAGGAACAAUUCCAGUACAUGGCUCAACGUGGCCAGGUGGAUAAAAAACGAGUGUAUUUGGCCACCGACGACCCCUCGCUGUUACAGGAGGCAAAAACCAAGUACACAGACUAUGAGUUCAUCAGUGAUAACUCCAUCUCUUGGUCAGCGAGUUUACAUAACCGAUACACAGAGAAUUCACUCAGAGGCGUCAUCCUGGACAUCCACUUCCUGUCCCAGACUGACUUCCUGGUUUGCACCUUCUCCUCACAGGUGUGUCGUGUGGCGUAUGAGAUCAUGCAGACUCUUCAUUCGGACGCCUCGGCUUUCUUCCGCUCUUUGGACGACAUCUACUACUUCGGUGGACAGAACGCGCACAACCAAAUCGCCAUCUACCCGCACCAGGCACGCACGCCGGAGGACAUCCCAAUGGAGCCUGGAGAUGUCAUCGGAGUGGCCGGAAACCACUGGGAUGGCUACUCUAAAGGGGUCAACCGCAAACUGGGACGCACCGGCCUCUAUCCGUCCUAUAAAGUCAAGGAGAAGAUCGAGACGGUGAAGUAUCCCACUUACCCCGAAGCAGACAAGCUGCUGAGCUUAUAGGACAACACAUUAAUAAUUAACGCAUGGACGGCUGAACUUGCCAUGCACUGGAUAACAGACACUCAAAGAGAUGUAUGCGUGUGUGUAUUUAUAGGAUGGACGCACCUUUUUGGUUUGCAAAAGGAUCUCAUAAACUGCUGUGGACAUCAAGAGCCUUUUAAACAGCACUCAGAUCAGCAGAAGCUAAUGAUAAAAACUUUUUUUAAUUGUUUUAAUGUUUUUUUAAAUAUUCUCUUGCCUUUUUUGUCACUUUCUCUGUCCUCAAACUGGAGUGAAUCUCACAGAGGUCACAUUUCACCCACAAAAUCAAAAGUAAGAAAUUAUAUUUUGCAUUAGAAAAACGAAGCCUAUUUGAAUAUUUUGCAUUGACAUUCAUUUUCAUGAAGUACAAAAAAAGGUCUGGACUCUAAAAUAAUAUUUAUUAAUUUAAAGCAGGGGAUAAAAAUUAAUACAAACGUUUCAGCUUACUUUCAAUUAUUUUCAUCUUAUUUUAAUAAAUGUAUUUAUUUUUAUUAUAUUUAUUUAUAAUUUAUUUAUUAUUGCAUUUUGUUAGGUCUAUAAUAUAUGAUUAUAUAAUUAGAAAAAUAUUUUUUCGAUUCUUCUUUUUUAAUACUGUCUUUUACUUAAGCUGAUUAAAUUAAUCACAAACUCAAAGCAUUCUGAGACAAUGCAAAUGUAUUUAUUUAUUUAGUAUUUAUUUAUUAUAAUUGUCUAUAAAUUUAAAUGUAUAAUUAUGUUACAUUUAUUUAUAAUUAUAUAAUAUAAUUUUUGCAUGAUGGUAGUAUUUGAUAUACUGCUUUUUAUUUUUGCUGAUAUAAAUAAAAAAAUUAAAAAUCAUUGUUUAUACACAUUACAGUAAUGUAAAUUGCAGGGGGAAAAUGUGCUUAUUGUUAAAAAAAUGUCAAAACAAUUAAUGGUCCUAAAACAGGCCUCAUGCUCUUCAUGCAAAAUGUAAUUUCUAUAUUUCAUUCUUUUGAUUUAUUGGUGUAAUCUGAUUCACAUCUGUCAGACUUCACUCAUCACGCUGUGCUCUUAAGUUCUUUAUCUGUCUUCAGUCCGUAUAUCUGUGUUUAUGUGUGUGUUCACAAAGAUUGUUUGUGUGAUUUAUUUAUUAUGCAUCCACAGCGGUGCCUGAAAUUAAAGGAAAAAGCAUUACAGAACUUUAAUAUAUAUAUGAAUUCUUAAAUAGGUGUAACUUCACAGUGUACCAUGAUUAUCAAAUUACUCCUUGUUAGUGAACCCUAAAGCAUUUGGACAUUUUCCAAAAUAACAAAAAAAAUAAUAAAAUAAUUUGAAGUGUUAGAUUUAUAGCCAGAUUUUAGAUGUUAUGAUUUAUAAACAUGAUCUCAUUGGAGAUUCAUAAGUAUUGUUAUGUAAAGUGACUCUACACAUUUUUACAAUUGCACAGAUAAAUACAUUACAACAUUACACGUAAAUGUUUUCGUGCAUGACCUGAUAUAAUGUGCACAUUGAAUGCAAUGCAAGUUGCUUUGGAUAAAACAAAUUUAAUAUAAAAAUAAUUUAACAUAAAUACAAUUUUAGUUCAAAGGUCAAAAUUGCAAAUGUACUUUACACACAAAUACUUAUGAAAACUAAUGAGAUCACUCUAGAAUCAAAAGGUUACAAAGUGGAAUUAACCAAAUAAUUUUUGGUUUAAUGUUCAUUUAGCAUUUUUUUCUUUAAAUAUGAGACUAUAACCCCCAGGAAUUAAUUGUGUUUUUGCAUCGUAUGGAGAAAUGGAUGUGAUUGAAAAGUCACUGUAGGUUAAAGGCUUUGCUGAUGUGUUAGAAACAUUAAUGGUUAUUGUUGCUGCGAUUACAAACUGAUGAUUUAAAAAUGACUAGAUGCUCUUUAGAAAUGGUUUCUGAAUGAAGCUGAAGGCAUAACCAAAAGUUCUUUCAGCUUUCAUCAUUUCUUUAUUUUUAUUGACACGAUUUGUCUGUUUAUUUGCUGCUUUCAACUCUGAAAUGAACUCGGAGUUUAACUUUCUUUUGUAAUGAAGGCAAAUAAUGUUCACUUUGUCUGCGAGACCUUUUUCACUUAUUGUUUUUGGGUUUUGUCUUCUAUAAACCCACUGAUCGAUUAAAGUGGAGAAAUCUGA